Eremomyces bilateralis CBS 781.70 is the source of this 1502-nucleotide messenger RNA. RefSeq names its product 14-3-3 protein. The transcript is spliced from 8 exons. Gene Ontology annotation, cellular component: cytoplasm. Gene Ontology annotation, biological process: signal transduction. The coding region runs from base 274 to 1104 and encodes 276 amino acids. The record is from RefSeq and is a predicted model, not a curated record. NCBI's taxonomy places the organism in Eukaryota, Fungi, Ascomycota, Dothideomycetes, Eremomycetales, Eremomycetaceae.
ACUGCGACUUCCGUCUGAGGGGCAUUCCCAACACAGACUAGCGUGACUUCACCGUAGAGCGCAGUCGCAACCCAGCGCUGCUCCUGCCCUCUCGCAUUUCCCUCCACCACCUCCACCACCUCCACCACCGCAGCCAGACCUUCUUAGUUCUUUUCCAUCAACAACCUCCCACUUCCCCCACACAAUCCCCAUCUGACACCACUCAACCCGUUCCAUUUUCUUCGUUGACCAUUCCACGACCCAACUACUACUCUCCUCCACAUCAUCUCCACGAUGACUUCUGAACGCGAGAACAAAACCUUCCUUGCCCGGCUGUGCGAGCAGGCUGAGCGUUACGAUGAGAUGGUCACGUACAUGAAGGAAGUUGCCAAGCUCGGCGGCGAACUCACCGUCGAUGAGCGUAACCUCCUGUCCGUGGCCUACAAGAACGUCGUGGGCACCCGCCGCGCCUCGUGGCGCAUCAUCUCCUCCAUCGAGCAGAAGGAGGAAUCCAAGGGCUCGGAUAAGCACGUCUCAACCAUCCGCGAUUAUCGUCAGAAGAUCGAGACCGAGCUUGAGAAGGUCUGCCAGGAUGUGCUGGACGUCUUGGACGAGAGCCUGAUCCCCAAGGCUGAAUCUGGCGAGUCCAAGGUGUUCUACCACAAGAUGAAGGGUGACUACCAUCGCUACCUUGCCGAGUUCGCUUCUGGAGACAAGCGCAAGAACGCUGCUACUGCCGCGCAUGAUGCCUACAAGAACGCUACCGAUGUUGCUCAAACGGAGCUCACCCCUACCCAUCCAAUCCGCCUGGGUCUGGCGCUCAACUUCUCCGUGUUCUACUACGAGAUCUUGAACUCCCCUGACCGAGCUUGUCAUCUCGCCAAGCAAGCUUUCGAUGACGCCAUCGCUGAGCUUGACUCGCUUUCUGAGGAGUCGUACCGGGAUAGCACUCUCAUCAUGCAGUUGCUCCGGGACAACCUCACCCUGUGGACGUCAUCGGACGGCAACGAGCCUGAGGCGGCCGCGGAGACGAAGGCCGAGCCGGCCAAGGAAGAGACCAAGGCAGAGGAGCCAGCGCCUGCACCGGAGCCCGCGAAGGAGGAGCAGCCCGCUGCUGCGGCUUAAACGGUCUUCUUUUGCGUCGUCCCAGUCCAUCGAUCGCGUGAGACACGUUUCAAAGAUGUUUCAUCUCCUCCCACCUCGCCCUCUCUUCGAUCGCAGAUGAUAAAACGGAUAUCAUAGACGCAGGCACACCUGCCGGUGUUCUGAGGUAGCUGGACUCUAACGCAUCGGAGAGCGGAGAUAGACAAUAACACGAGACUCAUGGAGAACGUAGCCUUCGCAGUCGAGGGUCUCUUGGCACCGGCACAGGCACAGUUCGGCGUCGUCACUCAUGUUUGGCACGGCUAUUCUACAGGUCAUUCUGGCAGCUGAUAUCAAUCUCGUUGACCCUUGCGUUUUCCCUUUCCUUUUAUCCAACAUCCCCUUCCUGAAAUAUCCAGUCUCGACCAUCAUGUUAUGCU